UGGUUUUUUUCCCUUAUGCAUUUUAUUAAAUUUUUACUAUAAAAGACCUGCACCUCAUCGAUUUGAGUAUAGUUGACUACCAACUGCACUUCAAACAACACUACCAAUAUGAAAUUCUUGAUUGCUUUCGCCGCCGUUUUGGCCGUUGCCGCCGCUGUGUAUGUCCCAUACACUACUGGUGUAGCCACCUACACUCCAUACGCUGCUUAUGGUACCCACCAUCUGUAUAAACGUGGAAUCUACGCUGCUCCAGUUGCUGCCUAUCAUGGUGCCUAUGCCACACCAUACGCUACCUACGGAGCUCAUCACUUGUACAAACGUGGAAUCUACACUCCAUAUGCCACACCAGCUUAUACUUCUUAUGCUGCUUAUGGUACCCAUCAUCUGUACAAGCGUGGAAUCUAUGCCCCAGCUGCCUACCACACCGCUUAUACCACCCCAUACACUUUCGGAGCUCACCAUUUGUACAAGCGUGGAAUCUACACCUCAUAUGCCGCCACCCCUGUUGCCCACACCGCCUAUAACACCCCAUUCGCCGGACACCAUUACUAUUAAAAUGUGAUUGUUAUAUUUUGAACAGUUUUAUGAUGACGACAUGAAUAAAAAAUGAAUAUAUAUUAAAAUUAUGUUUUAUAAUUAUUUUGAAGUCAAUAUUUGCUUUGAAGGUUAAAUUUAGAUUUAGAAAUUAUAUUAAGAUCAAUAUCAAUGUCAAUGUCAACAAGUCAACAACUUGUAUUGCAAGCUACGAAACAGUUAGAAACAACUUAACGAAUACGAAGUUUUUUUUUUUGGUGUACGAGUAGUUUUAUCGGAUUGAAUAAUCUCAAUCUUAAAACGUUAAAAAUCGAAAGUUGUUUUAUGUUUUAUGUUUGAUGUUUUAGUGUUUAGCAUUAACACUGGGUAACUGUGUUAUUAUCCUAAUAUGCCAUAAAUUAACAUAAAUAAUAAACAAAUAAAAAUGCUAA
Molecule: messenger RNA, 965 nt
Organism: Dalotia coriaria
Lineage: Eukaryota; Metazoa; Arthropoda; Insecta; Coleoptera; Staphylinidae
Exons: 2
Coding region: 109-555 (148 amino acids)
Source: RefSeq, a predicted model, not a curated record